CCAUAAGGGCUUAAAACUUUUGAGUUCUGAUCACAAGAUAGAGAGAGAGGGAGAGAGAGGGAGUGGGGAGAAUCCUCUUGCUCAUCAAUUGUAAUAAAUUGCAAAUCUAAAUGGGUGAUAGUUUAUUUGAAGGCUUGCCACCACCUUCUCAUCAGCAACAAAACCAAGAAGCAGAAGCUAACGAUACUUCAAAAACAACUAAAAGAGAACCAUCUACAGUGCCAGCUCCACCAAAACCAGCUUUGAAAAGUGCCCUCAAGCGCCCUAAACCAGUGGAAGCCAAACCAGACCCAGAAGAUGUUGCAGCUGAAAAGACCACUGCAUCUGGAAGGCGGUUGAGGUUUAAAACAACAACAGAUGCCUCAGAGACGCAAGUUAUAGAGGCCAUGAAGAAGAUAGCAUCGCAUAUCAAGACUCCAACUAAGUUUUCUAAGGCUUCAAAGCUUGCCAUACAGCUGAUUCAGGCUGGAAGUGUAAAACCAGGAACUAGUGACCACUUCUUUGCCAUACUUGAGGCUGCCAUGUCCUCAACCACUUCCUGCACAGAUCCUUCUGUGCGGGCAGAUUAUCAUGCCUUGUUCUCAGCAGCUCAGGAUGCAGCUGAAUGCCUCAAUAAGAAACAGAAGAACCAAUUAGCUACAUGGACAGUUAGGGCAGUGUUAGCAAAUGACUUCUUCACUGAUGACAGCUUUUUGUUUUCAAAGACAGCUGGACAGGUAAAAGAUGCCAUUGCUGAUCUUCCUGUUGCAACCAAGGAUGAUGACAUAGAGGAGGCUGCAUCACUAAUCGAUAAGCCAGCGACAACUGAUGAAUAUAGUAAAAGAGAAAAUGCAUGUUCAAGUGCUGAAGCUAAAGAGAAUAAAGAUGUGUCUGAUCCGUUUGGGCUUGAUGCUCUGAUUCCAAGCACAGUGAAGAAAGAUGAGAAGGUAAAGGGGAAGAAAGAUAUGCCAGCCAAGGUGAGGGAGGAAGAGGAAGUAGAGAGUAAGAGAUUCCUCAAGUACCAGCGAGAGGCCUUGAUUACCUGUUUAGAGAUAGCUGCUCGGCGUUACAAAACACCAUGGUGCCAAACAGUGAUAGACAUUUUGGUAAAGCAUGCCUUUGAUAAUGUCGCAAGGUUCACAUCUUGCCAAAGGGAUGCCAUUCAGAAACUUUGGGCUUCCAUACGGGAGCAGCAAACACGGAGAAAGCAAGGGAAAUCAGUAAAUGGGAAACUUGAUGUGAAUGGUUUUGAAUGGCUUCAACAGAAGUACGCUGGUGAGAAAAUCAGUAUUCGGCACUCUGUUGGUGGCAGUGGGGAUCGUCGUGCCUCACAGUGGCUUGGUUAGCAGUUAGUCUGCUGCAUUGUAACCCAGCAUUUGCAGUGACAGCUGAACCGUGAAGCAAAUUGGAUCUGUUCGAAAUUCUGGUUGUCUAAAUCUAACAUGUAUUGUUACACAUUUUCAGGAAUACCAUUAACAUGUGGAACUUGUGUUGUCGCGUUUGCCUUCUCUGGCCUGUUGCCUAAAAUUCGCAUUAGAAUCUCUGUGGUUUUGUUGUUGACAAUCAGCACCAAAGUACGAAACCCUCUUGUACUUGAUUUACCAACCCUUGUUGUGAGAUAUGGCAACAAUGGUUACUUCU
Molecule: messenger RNA, 1620 nt
Organism: Populus euphratica (Euphrates poplar)
Lineage: Eukaryota; Viridiplantae; Streptophyta; Magnoliopsida; Malpighiales; Salicaceae
Product: nucleolar/coiled-body phosphoprotein
Exons: 5
Coding region: 111-1325 (404 amino acids)
Source: RefSeq, a predicted model, not a curated record